AUGGGUCUGGGUUUUAGUUGUCUUGGUUUUAGUGCAGUGCCUUGGAUAACUUCUACUGUUAUUUCAUGUUUUUCUGCUGCCGCUUGUAAUUUAGGUUGUAAAUCAUGCAACUGUAAUAAUUCUAUAGCCACAAGAGUUGGAUAUGCUAUUAUAUUUUUAAUAAAUUCAAUGCUUGCGUGGCUAAUGUUAUCAGAUUGGGCGAUUAAACAUCUAGAAAAAAUAACACAUCUACACCUGAGUUGUCCUGAAGGAACUUGUUAUGGUGUUCUUGCCGUACAUCGUGUUUGUUUUGCACUUUCGCUUUUUCAUUUAAUUAUAGGAUUAUUAGUAAUCAAAGUUAAUAGCACUCGUGAUAAAAGAGCAUCUAUUCAGAAUGGGUGGUGGGGACCAAAAGUAAUAUUUUGGAUAUUUCUUCUAGUUAUUAGUUUUUUUAUUCCAAAUGAAUUUUUUGUGUUUUGGAGUAGUUCCGUUUCGUUGAUUGGAGCUGCAAUUUUUAUUCUUGUUGGUUUGAUAAUCUUGGUAGAUUUUGUGCAUAGCUGGAGUGAAAGUUGUAUUGAAAAAUGGCAAGAAGAAGACAAAGAAUUGUGGAAAUAUAUACUUAUUGGAUCAACGCUUUUCUUUUUUAUUGCUUCAAUUGUUCUCACUGGCAUCAUGUACAAAUUUUUUGGAGGAUCGGGAUGUCACACCAACCAAUUUUUUAUAACAUUUAAUUUAAUUUUGUGUGUUAUUGGUACAAUUCUAUCUAUUCACCCUAUAAUUCAAGAAAAAAAUUCUCGCUCAGGUCUUUCACAAUCAUCAAUGGUGGUUUUUUAUUGCACAUAUCUCAUUUUAAGUGCAGUAGUCAAUGAACCUCAUGACGAUAAUGAUGGUAAUAACAUUAGCGGCAGUGAUUAUGAUGACAAUUCACCUGUUUGUAAUCCUUUAUUGAAGACGGCCAACAGUGCAAGAACCACUACUGUGAUUAUUGGAGCUUUUUUCACUUUUAUAGCAGUCGCUUAUUCCACAUCAAGAGCAGCUACAGACAUCAAUUCAUUUAUUACUAAAUCAGACUAUCAUCCUAUUAAUACUGCAACUGCUGUGCCAUUAACGACCAACCAGUCAAAUGGUAACAUGCGAUCUGAUUCACUGCUGGCUGCUGUCGAAAGCGGAAUGGUGUUACUUACAACUACACACUUUUUAAUUUCAUUUUUGCCAUAG
This is a messenger RNA of Entrophospora sp. SA101, 1197 nucleotides long. The record is from the annotation of a GenBank genome assembly. Lineage: Eukaryota; Fungi; Glomeromycota; Glomeromycetes; Entrophosporales; Entrophosporaceae.